UUCGCAUGAUGGCGUCAAAGUGAAAACGAAAACAAACCCCCUUGUCUGGUCGCUACUUUUGCUCCGGUUUAAUUUUCGCCAAAAAUCCUGUGAAAAAUCGCUUGUUUCCGGCUGAAACCAGUGUAAACCAUGGCAUCGGCCCAGCGUGCUUUCGCCUCCAAACUGACCAAGCACAACUCGUCGGAUAUCCGUAAAAAUGUCGCGAAUUACCAGCUGCUGUCGAAGAGCGACAGCAGCUCGGUGUGUUCGUCGUCGAUUUCGCUGUGCGAGCUGGUGGAACCGAUCGAUUACGAGGAGUUUCUGACGCAGCACUCGGGUUUGCUGGUGCGCGAUCCGCUGCGGUCGAUUCUGGACUUUCCGGCGAACGACGUGCAGAUGCGGGUGGUGCCGCGGAAGAUUCGGACGGUGCAGCAUGUGGUGCCGAGCGAGGAGCUGGGGGAGUUGCCGUUGCACGUGCAGCACUGCGUUGAUUGCUUUACGCGGCCGUGGAAGGUCGUGGAGUUUUCGCAGCGCAGCUACUCGAGUUCGUGCAGUGGGGUGAGGGAGCGGGUGGAUAAGGGCGCGUUGAGUCCGUCGGCGUACCAGCAGGAGUUUGAGAUUGAUCGGGACUUUUUUGGGUGUGCGUCGUUGGAGGAAUCGGUCACGUCGACGACGUUGUACGCGAGCGAGAGUUGCACGCCCAGCAGCCGGCAGUCGAUUGCGAGUUUGUCGUCGGUGUCGACCUGCACGGACACGUUGACGCCGCGCGGGUCGUGGGCGUCGUUCGAUUUGAGGAGUUCGGUGAAUGAUCCGUUGAUUCCGGGUCUGUUGGAUCGGGUGGCGCCGGAGACGAUCGACCAGAGCAAUGAGAGCAAGCGGCUUGAGGAGCGGCAGCAGGCGUUGUUCAGUUUGUACCCGGAGGCGGAUCCGGAGGACGCGGUUGAGAAGAGGUUGCCGGCGGAGAUUCCGAUGGAGCAUUUGGGCAAUCGGAUUCACGUCAAGUGUCUGCAGCUGAAGCUGGAGUUGGAGGUGGAGCCGAUCUUCGCGUCGAUGGCGAUUUACGACGCGAAAGAGCGGAAGAAGAUCUCGGAGAACUUUUACUUCGACAUGAACUCGGAAUCGCUUCGUCGGAUGUUGGUAGGGCACUUGCCCUAUUCGGACAUUAGCACUCAGGCGCGGGAGGCGAUCUUUGACAUUACAAACCCGAGCAACGAGCUCUAUUUGGUCAUUCGGCUCGAGAAGGUCCUCCAGGGAGAUAUUAAGGACUCCGUUGAGCCGUACAUGAAGGACGACAAGGACAAAUACCGCGACAAGGCCAAAUCCAACGCGGCGGACUUUUGCGACCGGCUGGGCAAGUACCGGAUGCCGUUCGCCUGGACCGGAAUCUACCUGACCAACAUCUUCAACGGGGACAACAUCGAGAACGAUCGCGAAAGCAUGAGUUCGGCCUCAAGCUCGAACAGUCUCGAUCGCAAGUCCUCCACCAGCAGCUUCGAUCAGUUCCGCAAGCGAGCCACCGACAUGGGCACGCUCACCCGGCGUGGCUCCCUCGAGAGAAACAAGGAAAAACGUCGCUCCUGGUCGCCGGACGACUUCGCCAACAGCAUCGAAACGUUCCGCCCAAUCUCCAUCACGGUCUCGAGCUUCUUCAAGCAAGAAUCCGACAAAAUGAAAGACGAAGAGCUGUACAAGUUCCUACCGGAACUCAAACGCCCCGGCGCACUCAUGAAGAAGCACAAAUGCAUCCCCGGAUCGAUCAAAAUCGAAAUCGCCCCCAUCCCGGAAGACCUCAAGUGCGCACUCACCCCGGAACUCGCCAAAAUCGACCCCUACCCGAACGACCACACCCGCCCCACCAAGGAAAUCCUCGAAUUCCCCUCAACCCCCAUCCUGAACCCGCACUACGCCUACCGCAACCUCCUCUUCGUCUCCCCCAAAGAACUCAACUUCUCAACCCGCGCCGGCUCCGCUCGCAACAUCGCCGUCCGCGUCCAGCUCAUGUCCGGCGAGCGCCAAUCCGACGCCCUCGCCGCCAUCUUCGGCAAAAGCUCCUGCCCCGAGUUCACCAACGAAGCCUUCUCCGCCGUCAACUACCACAACAAACAGCCCACCUUCUACGACGAAAUCAAACUCGCCCUCCCCGCCAACCUCAAACAGAACCACCACAUCCUCUUCACGCUCUUCCACGUGUCCUGCCAGAAGAAACCCGCAGACCUCCAACCCACCAUCGAAACCCCCGUCGGUUACACCUGGCUCCCGAUCCUCAAAGACGGCCACCUCAACGUGGGCGAGUUCAACCUCCCCGUCAUGGUCGAGGAACCCCCCGACAACUACUCGUUCAUCCCGCCGGACGUCCAACUCCCGGGAACCAAGUGGCUCGACAACCACCGCCCGGUCUUCUCCGUCACGCUGGACGCCGUAACCUCUGUCCACGCGAUGGACGACUUCAUCGACAAGUUCAUCUACCUGUGCGAGUGUCUCGAUCAGCGGAAGGUUCCGCCCCGGAUUGGCGAGGGGAACAUGGAGCGUGAGUUUAAGAAGACGUUGCAGGAACUGCAGAGUGCGGAUCAGGAAAAGUUGGUCAAGAAUUUGCAGCUGAUACUGGACAAGUUGGUGGAGCUGCUGGUGACGACGUACCGGAUUGGGGGGGAGGCGCUGUCGCUGGGGCAGACCGUGUUUGAGACGAUCUGCCAGAUUUCGGAUAAGAUAUUUUUCCUCCAGUCGGAAGAGCGCUACGGCCGCCAGAACAUCCUGAGCACGUACAUCCAGUUCCAGUGCCGCAUUCCGCACCCUCUGGAUCCCAAGUGCAAGCUGUCCUCGUACUCGCGCCCAGAUCAGGCCGAAAUGACCCGCUCGAGCAGCAAUCCGGAUCUUCAACAGGGUCAGCACUCGCACCACCAUCACCAAUCGGAGAUGACCAGCUCGAUGAGUGGGAAGUUGGUGGAUCGUGCGUCGAGCAUGCGAGGCGAGAUGUCUCCGACUACGGGGCCGAAGGACGGGUUGGUGCGACUGUUGCACGAGGAGAUUGCGCUGAAUUGGGUGGUGGCGAGCGGGUCGGCGGCCGAGCUAUCGAUGACCAACUCUUGGAUGUUGUUUGAGCUGAUUGUGAAGAGUAUGGUGGAGCAUUUGGAGUUGACGAAUUGUUUGAACUCGGUGAGGAAGGGACGGUUUCCGCACCAGUUUACGGAUGACGUUUCGACGUUGGUGCACUUGUCUACGACGAAGGUCGUCGGGUACAACAGCAGCGAUCCGAAGUUGGCGCAGUCGAUUAAUUGUAGCUUGGCGUUCUUCAUCUUUGAUCUGUUGAGCAUUAUGGAUCGUGGAUUCGUGUUUGGGUUGAUCAAGACGUACUACAAGGUGAUCAUGACGAAAAGUUCUUCGACGCCGGAUAUGAUUCAUUACAAGUUGGACUUCUUGAGGAUCGUUUGUAGUCACGAGCACUUUGUGGCGUUGAAUUUGCCGUUUGGGACGCCGUACACGGCAUUGUCUGCGCCGUGCAGUCCGACGCCGAGCGUAACUUCAAACAACAGCCAGAACUCGUACGUGAGCGCGAUGGCCGGGAUCGACAAGACGUUGUACGCGGAGUUGAGUGCCGAGUUCCGGCAGCAGCACUUUUUGGUUGGGUUGGUUCUGCAGGAGUUGGCCACAGUACUGGACAUUUCGAAUCCUCCGCUGCACGGCAAGGCGAUUCGUUGCUUGAGGAAUCUGAUGACCUCGCACGAUCUAGACUCGCGGUACAACGAGGUUGAAGCCCGCGCUCGAGUUGCUGCCCUGUACAUCCCAUUGCUCGGAAUCGUCAUGGACACGAUUCCGCAGUUGCACACUCCGGCGGCGGAGUCGCACGAUCGACUUAACACGAUCGGCUUGCUGGAAGAUUACCAAGGCCCAUCCACCACGAUCGCCGCGACCACGAUCAGCCCCGAAGUGGCGUACGCAAUCUCCGGCAUUCGCAACUACAGCUACGUUCAGGAAACCCCAAAGAACAAAACCCCACUCAGCAGUGAAAACACGCGCCACCUGCUGUCCUGCUUCCUGUGGGUCGUCAAGAACCUCGAGCAGAGCACCCUCUACAAAUACACCCUAGGACUCACCCCCCACCGAGUCCACCAAAUGCUGCAAGUCCUCAACAUUUGCAUUCCCAACUUUGAAUACCGCGGCCGGAAGAAGCCAACCUCCAAACGCAACACCUCCAGCUUCCGCAAAACCCCAGACAUGAAGGAAAAGCUCGAAGAGUGCAUCCGCGGCCAGGGUUCCGCUCGCAACGACCUCAUCAACCGCCGCAAGGAUCGCUACUCAACCGAAAAGUUCCGCUGGAAGAAAGACCAAAUCCGCACCCAAUUCUACGACAGCAACAUCAAAAACGAAGCCGAGCUGGAAAUUACCUACCACAUUGAAGGUUCCCUCGCCACCGAAGUCUGUCUCACCAUCCUGGACGCCCUCGAACUCAUCGUCCAGGUCGCAUCAACCUCAGAGCUCCACCACAACCUGCUCGGAACAGUCCUGAAAGUCCUGCUCCAUGCCCUCUCUCGCAACCAGAGCACCUUAGCGCUUCAGAACCUCUUCGCCUCCCAGCGAUCCCUGAUCUUCAAGUAUCACAACCUGCUGUUUGACGAGGAAACGGACAGUUGCGCGGAUUUGUGUCUGCUGCUGUUGAAGCACUGUGGAUCUCAGCUGCCCAGCGUGAGGUCACAGGCGGCGGCCUCGCUCUAUCUGCUGAUGAGGCAGAACUUUGAGAUUGGAAAUAACUUUGCCCGCGUCAAAAUGCAGGUCACGAUGUCGCUGAGCUCGCUGGUCGGCACCAGCGCCUCGUUCAGCGAGCAAUCGCUACGGCGCGCCCUCAAAACCAUCCUGGUGUACGCGGAGUCGGACGCCGACCUGCAGGACACGUCCUUCCCGGAGCAGGUCCAGGAUCUGCUGUUCAACCUGCACAUGAUCCUGUCGGACACGGUCAAGAUGAAGGAGUACCAGGAAGAUCCGGAGAUGUUGCUGGAUUUGAUGAACCGCAUCGCGAAGGGUUACCAGAACUCGCCGGAUUUGCGGUUGACGUGGCUGGAGAACAUGGCCAAGAAGCACAUGGAGCGGGCCAAUCACACGGAAGCGGCGAUGUGUUAUGUGCACAGUGCAGCGUUGGUCGCGGAAUAUCUGAGCAUGCUCGAGUCGCAGACGCAUCUUCCGGUGGGGGCGGUUUCGUUCAAGCACAUUUCACCGAAUUCGUUGAUGGAGUCGGCUGUUAGCGAUGAUGUGCUGAGUCCGGGCGAGGACGGGAUUUGCUUGGGGAAUCGGUUCACUGAGGGUGGGUUGAAGGCGUUGCUGGAAGAGGCCUCGAACUCGUUCCAGAUUGCGGGCAUGUACGAAGCGAUGAACGACGUGUACAAGGUGUUGAUUCCGAUCUGCGAAGCGAAUCGGGACUUCCGCAAGCUGGGCCAGAUUCACGGCAAGCUUCAGGAGGCGUUCAACCGGAUCGCUCAGCUGCACGGCAAGCGGGUGUUUGGGACGUACUUCCGGGUCGGGUUUUACGGGUCCAAGUUCGGCGAUUUGGACCAACAGGAGUUUAUCUACAAGGAACCGACGCUGACGAAGCUGCCGGAGAUCUUCAGCCGACUGCAGAACUUUUACGCCGAUCGGUUUGGGCCGGACGUGGUGCAGAUCAUCAAGGACUCGAACGCGGUCGACGUGAAGACGCUGGAUCCGGACAAGACUUACAUUCAGAUAACCUAUGUGGAACCGUACUUUGAAACUUACGAGCUGCGAUACAGGGAGACGUACUUUGAGAGGAACUUUAACAUAAAACGCUUCAUCUUCGCGACGCCGUUCACCAAGUCGGGCAAAGCGCACGGCGAGCUGCACGAGCAGUGCAAGCGCAAGACGAUCCUCACCACGGCGAACCACUUCCCGUACGUGAAGACGCGCAUCCAGGUCGUGAGCCGCGAGCAGAUCGUGCUGGAACCGAUCGAGGUCGCCAUCGAGGACAUCCAGAAGAAGACGGCCGAGCUGGCGGCGGCCACCACCCAGGAGCCGGCCGAUCCCAAAAUUCUCCAGAUGGUGCUGCAGGGUUGCAUCGGGACGACUGUCAACCAGGGCCCGAUGGAGAUGGCGCUGGUGUUUUUGUCCGGCAUCGCCGACAGCACGACCAUUCCGACUAAGCAGCAGAACAAGCUGCGGCUGUGCUUUAAGGAUUUCUCCAAGAAAUGUUCCGACGCGCUUAAGAAGAACCGCAACCUAAUUCUGUCCGACCAGAAGGACUACCAGAAGGAGCUGGAGCGGAACUAUGCGCGCUUCACGGAGCGGUUGGCGCCGUUGAUUACGAUCAGUCCGUCGCAGGCGCAGGGCGUGGUCGCGGCGAACAACAAUGGGCUGCACAAUAGUAAGCUGACGCCGUUGAGGUGGUAAAUGGAAGCUUAAAGUAUCACACAUUUAUACCAAAAAAAUUAAAAGAAAGUAAAAUUAUGUGCUUUUUGUGAGGAUUUUAAAAUGGU
Molecule: messenger RNA, 6455 nt
Organism: Culex quinquefasciatus (southern house mosquito)
Lineage: Eukaryota; Metazoa; Arthropoda; Insecta; Diptera; Culicidae
Gene: Zir
Product: dedicator of cytokinesis protein 7
Exons: 6
Coding region: 130-6369 (2079 amino acids)
Biological process (GO): small GTPase-mediated signal transduction; positive regulation of GTPase activity
Molecular function (GO): guanyl-nucleotide exchange factor activity
Source: RefSeq, a predicted model, not a curated record